AUGUCUGGCGUGAAAACUGACUUGGAGAAAUUUUAUAUGAGACAAUACGGAUUAAGGGAUACGAAAAAUCCUCCAUUAGCAGCUCAAUUUGAAGCUAGCAGAAAGAAUAUUUCAGGUUUUGAAUUUUCAGAUAAACACACAUCAAACUUUAUUAAUUUAGUCAAUCAAAGCAAAGUACCAACCAAUUACAUCAAUAUUGUAUCAGCAUACAUUAAUAAACUAAGUAAUAUACAAACCGAUGAACAACUUAUUGAUCAUCUUUAUGAUGCCGGCCAAGGCAGAUUCUUUCCAUAUAUGGAUACAAAAAUUCAAAAUUACAUACAGUAUAAAGAGAAUUUUCAAACUUUUUAUACCAAUAAAGAUAUUCCAGCUUUUAAUAAGUCAUCCUAUGAUAUUACUCUCAACGGCAUUGAGAUGAAGUUAAGCAAAAGCGAUUUUGCCCAAUUAUGCAUAGAAGCGUUCCAAGAGCUUUUGGGUGACAAAUACAAGAAAUAG
This is a messenger RNA of Trichomonas vaginalis G3, 495 nucleotides long. RefSeq lists its product as uncharacterized. Bases 1 to 495 code for a protein of 164 amino acids. The record is from RefSeq and is a predicted model, not a curated record. The transcript has a single exon. NCBI's taxonomy places the organism in Eukaryota, Parabasalia, Trichomonadida, Trichomonadidae.